Molecule: messenger RNA, 889 nt
Organism: Balaenoptera ricei (Rice's whale)
Lineage: Eukaryota; Metazoa; Chordata; Mammalia; Artiodactyla; Balaenopteridae
Product: ADP-ribosylation factor-like protein 5A
Exons: 1
Coding region: 1-540 (179 amino acids)
Biological process (GO): protein localization to Golgi membrane; vesicle-mediated transport; intracellular protein transport
Cellular component (GO): cytoplasm; trans-Golgi network
Molecular function (GO): GTPase activity; GTP binding
Source: RefSeq, a predicted model, not a curated record
AUGGGAAUUCUCUUCACCAGGAUAUGGAGACUGUUCAAUUACCAGGAGCACAAUGUUAUCGUUGUUGGGCUGGAUAAUGCGGGAAAAACUACCAUCCUUUACCAAUGUUCUAUGAAUGAAGUUGUACAUACGUCCCCAACAAUAGGAAGUAAUGUAGAAGAGAUAGUGAUUAAUAAUACACGUUUUCUAAUGUGGGCUAUUGGUGGCCAAGAAUCUCUUCGUUCUUCGUGGAGCACUUACUAUACUAACACAGAGUUUGUAAUAGUUGCUGUGGACAGUACAGAGAGAGAAAGGAUUUCUGUAACUAGAGAAGAAUUCUAUAAAAUGUUAGCCCAUGAGGACCUAAGGAAAGCUGGAUUGCUGAUCUUUGCUAAUAAACAAGAUGUUAAAGAAUGCAAGACUGUAGCAGAAAUCUCCCAGUUUUUGAAACUAACUUCUAUUAAAGAUCACCAGUGGCAGGUCCAGGCCUGCUGCGCUCUUACUGGCGAGGGAUUAUGCCAAGGACUUGAAUGGAUGAUGUCACGAUUUAAGAUUAGAUGAUCUCUACUGACCUAUUCUCAUAGACUUUGUAUAAAUGAAGUGCUGGACUUUACCUGAAAGCUGCAAAAAUUAAUGGUUUAGAUAUAUUUAUAAUAAACUGAUUUAAACAGUUAAACUUUUUCUAUAAGAAGAAAAAUUAAGACCACUUAUUUGAAAACAAAGAUGAAGUCUCACCUUUCCAUCUGCUUUCUCAUUAGUUCCUUCCAAAGCAAGGUCUUAAAGCUGUGAUGGACAUUUUUCUCAUAAAGAAUCAUCUCAGGACAUUGUGUAGCCUGUGGUAAGUACAAAGGGAGAGGAGGAUAUUUUUAAAUUUAAGAGCUUUAUUAUCAAAAGUAUUUUGCAUAGGGUU